Messenger RNA from Huiozyma naganishii CBS 8797, 1698 nucleotides. RefSeq lists its product as uncharacterized. Gene Ontology annotation, molecular function: transmembrane transporter activity. The transcript has a single exon. The coding region runs from base 1 to 1698 and encodes 565 amino acids. The record is from RefSeq and is a predicted model, not a curated record. Gene Ontology annotation, cellular component: membrane. Gene Ontology annotation, biological process: transmembrane transport. Lineage: Eukaryota; Fungi; Ascomycota; Saccharomycetes; Saccharomycetales; Saccharomycetaceae.
AUGAAUAGUAUUAACAGUGAUAGUAACAGCGAAAACAUUUUUCGGUUAGAGAACAAAGAGGUAAACGGGACAUACGACUCGAUCAAUUUCAAUGGCGGUGAUGAUAGCUCGAAGACGAGACGUGAUAGUGAUGAUAACGUUUCAGAUAUAAAUAAGAGCGCUCCUGCUCCAGAGGAGCACGAUCCUCCGUGUACCGGCGAAGAAGCGACGUUGAAUAUGUCAUUGCUACAUGAGAUUAUUUUUGUACUACUAGUCUCUUCCAGUCAAGUACUGGGGUUAGCAGGUGCUGUUCAAGGUAUACCGCAAAUGGAUGUAAUUGUUGAGUGGUUUAAGCUAACACACCCAUCUGACUCCGGUUGGUGUAACGGUGGCUAUGCCACCACUUACGGCUCUUUUGUUCUGAUCGCUGGUAAAAUGGGUGAUAUGAACGGUCAUAAAUCAAUGUUCCUCAUAGGUUAUGCAUGGCUGGCUUUAUGGUCUUUGCUCACUGGCUUCAGCAGAUAUUGUCCCUCAUCUCAUUUCUUCUUUUUCUGCAGAGCAGCACAGGGGAUUGGGGCAGCAUUUACAUUCACUAGUGCCCUGUCCAUACUGGGUAAAUCGUAUCCACCUUGCAAAAGAAAGAAUUUCAUUUUCUCCUUUUUCGGUGCCUGUGGUUCGUUCGGUGUCGUGUUGGGAAUGGUGUUUUCUGCCCUGUUUACUCAACUGGCCCACUGGUCUUGGGCAUAUUGGAGCAUGGCCAUAGCUUGCGUUGUGAUCAUCAUCCUUUCCAUUUUUUUCAUCCCUGGCGAUGUAGUUGAGAAACAUGAAACUAGUAACGUGUUUUACUUCGAUUACUUGGGAGCGUUUCUUUUUGUUACCGGAUUGGUGUUGUUCAGUGUGGCGUGGAACCAGGCGCCGACAUACGGAUUUGGAAGGACGUACGUUUACGUUCUUCUUAUCGUAAGCGUGGUUAUAUUAGCCUUAGCAAUGUAUGUGGAAACCAAAGUGGAUGAUCCGUUGUUACCGUGGACUCAUAUUUCUGCGAAUACGUUAAAAGUUUUACUUGCCAUUUUUUUCGCCUACGCCUCAUUUACUAUGUGGGCAGCAUACACGUUUCGGUUCAAUCUCAUGGCAAAGGGCGAUACCCUUUUACUUGCAGCGGCAAAGAUGACUCCAAUGGCUGUCUCUGGUGUCUUUGCAGCAUUAUUUUCUGCUCUUUUACUGAACAUCCACGUGCAAGUACAAAUUCGUAUGCUCAUAUCAUUGCUUGCGUUUUUAGUUCCACCGAUUUUAAUGGCUACUAUGGGGGCAGGCCAAACGUACUGGGGCGAAGUGUUCGUUACUACAAUUGUAAUUUCAUUUGGAUUGGAUAUUUCUUUCCCCUCUGCCACUUUGCUUUUAUCAAAUCGUAUCCCGGACAAGUUCAAGGGUCUGGGUGCCUCGUUAGUAGGUGCAGUUCUGAACUAUGCCACGGCGUUGGGUCCACCUACAGCGGCAUCUGUACUGCGUUACCAAUGUCCGGAUUGUAUGGCUCACAAGGGCAACGCAUUUACUAAAACAAUCAACAUCAUUGGAUAUGUCGGAAUUGGUACUGCAGGGUUAGGUACAUUGGUUGCUAUAUUUGGUGUUAUCACUGAAUACCCAAAGGUAGCUGGUAAAAAGGGUGAAGAUAGGAAACAUAGCCUAACUCUAACAACCAAUGUUCGUUCACAACAGUGA